Microdochium trichocladiopsis is the source of this 1671-nucleotide messenger RNA. RefSeq names its product glycosyltransferase family 22 protein. Gene Ontology annotation, cellular component: endoplasmic reticulum membrane. NCBI's taxonomy places the organism in Eukaryota, Fungi, Ascomycota, Sordariomycetes, Xylariales, Microdochiaceae. Gene Ontology annotation, molecular function: alpha-1,6-mannosyltransferase activity. The coding region runs from base 1 to 1671 and encodes 556 amino acids. The transcript has 3 exons. Gene Ontology annotation, biological process: protein N-linked glycosylation. The record is from RefSeq and is a predicted model, not a curated record.
AUGGCUGCUUUAGAUAUCCUCAUUGCGCUGCUGAUCCCGACCUUGGUCAUGGUCCACUUGCUUGUGGCGCCUUACACCAAGGUCGAGGAGUCGUUCAACAUGCAAGCAACCCACGACAUCCUCGUGUACGGCAUGCCGACCCAUGACGUGCACAGCCGCCUGUCGGCAGCUUAUGACCACUUCGACUUCCCCGGCGCCGUGCCGCGGACCUUUGUCGGCAGUGUCCUCCUUGCCGGCACCACGCAGUGGUUUGUCAACGUCUUUGGCUUUCACCACGCUCAAGUCAUCAUCAGGGCGACGCUGGGCAUCUUCAAUGCCGGGGCCCUCUUGCUGGUCAAGUCGAGCAUGGAGAGGGCCUUUGGGAGGAACGCCGGGCGCUGGUACGCCGUGUUGCAGGCCUCGCAGUUCCACGUCCUCUUUUACGCAUCCCGCACGCUGCCAAACAUGUUUGCAUUUGGUCUCACUACCAUUGCAUUUUCCCAUCUACUUCCAGAUGCCGAUGGAAGGACCCCAGUGAAACAGUUUCGUCUAGCCGUCGUACUCCUGACAGGUGCCACCGCCGUGUUCAGGUCGGAGCUGGCAAUCCUUCUUGCUGCCACCGGCAUAUAUGGACUUGCCACCGGCCAGAUCACCCUUGGGAAGCUGCUUCCAGCCUUCCUCACUUCGUUCAUAUUCUCCUUGGCAAUGUCAAUUCCCAUCGACUCUUACUUUUGGCAAAAGAUUCUCUGGCCUGAGCUCUGGGGGUUCUACUACAACGCCAUCCUCGGUUCGUCCUCGGAAUGGGGCACCUCUCCCUGGCACUAUUACUUCACAUCGGCCCUUCCCAAGAUCUUGAUCAAUCCUUUGACAUUGACCUUCCUCAUCCCCUUCGCGCUCACCACCCCCGGCACGAGCCGACAGGCUCGCCCUCUUGCUAUUCCCAGCCUCGCCUUUGUGGUUGUCUACUCGCUCCAACCUCACAAGGAAGCACGGUUUAUAUUCUACGUCGUCCCGCCCCUUACCGCCGUCGCCGCGCUGGGCGCCAACUUUAUCUUUACGCGGAGACAAAAGUCGGCUGCAUACAUGCUCAUUUCACUCGCGCUUGUGGCCUCGGUCAUUCUCAGCUUCGUGGCCAGCACCGGCAUGCUCAUUAUCUCGUCCCUCAACUAUCCAGGUGGCGAUGCGCUGUCAGCCAUGUGGGCGAUCGCCGAGUCUUCCUCAUCCGACCUGCAGAGCUUCACCGUGCACACCGAUGUGCUGUCCUGCAUGACAGGCGUCACGCUCUUCGGACAGCACCCAGUCGCCCCGCUCGAUUUCAAUGGCGGCGAGAACACCUUGUCGGUCAAGUUUGACAAGACCGAGGAUGAGACAACACUACGUAAUCCAGAGUUCUGGGAGAAGUUCGACUAUGUCCUGGCAGAAGACCCAGCCAAAGUGCUCGGGCCGUUCCAGAUCGUCGGCACAGUCGAAGGCUACGCGGGCGUCGAGUUUCUCAAGCCCGACUCAUCUGCAAACGACAUUGAGAAAGGGGUGGACGGUACAGUGCUGGGGAAAGGCUUGCAGGUCAGGAAACUGCGCGACUUUGUCCGCUCGCUCACGGGAGGCUGGUGGGUUGGGCCGAGGAUGGAGCCGAAGAUUCAUAUCCUGCGCAAAGUUCGCGAGGGGGAGGCAAGGCCUGCCAUGUCUUCGUAA